AUGCGGGUUUUGAAUGUGGCGGAAAAGCCAUCCGUGGCCAAGGAGAUCUCCGCGAUCUUGUCCCAAGGUGGAUGUAGAAGGAGAGCGGGGCAGUCGCAGUACAACGCCAUCUUUGAGUUCCCGUACCAAAUCAACAACCAAAACGUCGACAUGGCAUUCACAUCGGUAACAGGUCACUUGAUGGAGUUGGAGUUUGCUCCCAGUCAUCGGAGUUGGAAGUCAUGCGAUCCCGUCGAACUGUUCACGGCCAAGAUCGAGAAAAAGGUGCGCGGGGAUCAAAAGCCCAUUGAAGCUACAUUGCGCACCGAAGCUGCCCGCGCCCAGUGGUUGGUGCUGUGGUUGGAUUGCGAUCGAGAAGGGGAGAACAUUGCGUUUGAAGUCAAAUCCGUGUGCGAGAACGUAAAUCGACGGCUGCGGGUGUUUCGCGCGCGCUUUUCGGCGCUCAUCCCCCGCGACAUCCAACAUGCCGUGCAGCAUCUCGUCCAACCCAACGAGAACCUAUCGUUGGCAUGCGACGCGAGGAGCGAGAUCGACCUCCGCCUUGGCGCGGCGUUCACUCGCUUUCAGACCAUGCGCAUCCAAAAGAAGUUUCCGCGCAUCCAUACGCAAAACGCCGCCUCGUCGUCAUCAUCUUCGAAUACCGACAACAAGGUCGUGAGCUUUGGGUCGUGCCAGUUUCCCACGCUCGGGUUUGUCGUGGACCGGUUCCUGGCCAUCGAAGCGUUCGUGUCGGAGCCGUUCUACUCGAUCCACGUGGCGCAUGCGAUCCCGGACAUCGGCUCCAUCGCGUUCACGUGGGCGCGCCAUCGCCUCUACGACCACGUCGCCACCCUCGCGCUGUUUGAGACGUGUGUGGAAGCCAAAGUCGCCACCGUCACGUCCAUAACGCGGAAAGACACGUCCAAGCGCAAGCCGUUUCCACUCACAACCGUCGAGUUUCAAAAGCGCGCGUCCAGAUGGCUACGCAUUACGUCCGAGGAAGCAAUGGCGGCGGCGGAAUCCCUCUAUAACAAGGGCCUGCUCAGCUACCCCCGUACAGAAACGGACAGUUUCAAAGAAGGCACGGACCUGACGGCACUGCUCACGCUGCACCUCACGCAUGACACGUGGGGCGGGUACGUGGGGCAGCUGCUCCAUCACGCCAAGUACGAGCACCCGCGGACCGGCAAGCACGACGACCACGCGCAUCCGCCCAUCCACCCGACCAAAUCCGUCGCGUUGACAUCGCUGCAUGACAAGGAGCGCAAGGUGUACGAGUUCGUGACGCUGCACUUUCUUGCGUGUUGCAGCAUGGACGCCAAGGGGCACCAGACGACGGUGCACAUGCAGAUGGCGGACGAGCGCUUCUCCGCCAGUGGGCUCAUGAUCCUCGCGCGGAAUUACUUGGACAUUUACAGGUUUGAAAGCUGGAGCAACUCGGUGAUCCCUGUGUACGACAAGGGCGACGUGUUUGUGCCGACGGCGCUGACGCUCCAGGCGGGGGAGACGGCGCCGCCGCCGCUGCUCACCGAGUCGGACCUGAUUGCCAAGAUGGACAUGCACGGCAUCGGCACGGACGCCACCAUCGCCGAACACAUCAACACGAUCCUCAAACGAGAAUACUCGAUCAAAGUCAACAACAACACCCAGUUCAAGCCCACGGACUUGGGGCUGGCACUGGUGCAAUCAUACGAUAAAAUGGGGUACCAGUUGGCGAAACCGGAUCUACGCGCUGCGAUGGAGCGGGAUUGCACGGCCAUUUCCCAAGGCCAAAAGACCAUGGACCAGGUCAUUCGGUCGUGCAUGACGCAGAUGCGAACGAUCUUUGAAAGCGUCGUGAGUAAAAGCAAUAUCUUGGACGAAACUUUUGGUCACUAUUUCGGCAUCCAUCGUACUGCCCAUCCCCACAAUAACAGUGACAUUGCCCAAUCUUCGCAAGUGAUGGCCAGCCAAGUCAGUCGUUGCGGCACUUGCGGCACGUCCAACAUGGAAUGGAGGAAAUCCCUCGACGACCCGUCGACCCUGUUCUUGUCGUGUCCGCGCUGCAUGAAAUCGUAUGGCCUGCCCAUGCACUCGUCGGUCGUGGCCAUGGCCAACACGUUCUGCCCCCUCUGCCAAUUCCAGGUCGUGGAGAUCCACCGCGUGACCAACCCCCAGCACCCGUACCCCGUGUGUCCGCACUGCUUUAACCACCCGCCCAACCCGCGUCUGCAGGAGAUGGCAUGCUUCAGCUGCGCCGCGCCGGCGUGCGCGCUGGCCACAGGCGCCCAGGAUCAGUGCGUGGUGCAGUUCUGUCCAUGUUGCCGAUCGCAUCCCAUGAAGCUCAAACGCACAAAGAACGCCAAGUUCACAGUCGGGUGCGUCGACUACCCCGCAUGCACCACGUCCGUGUGGCUCCCGUCCGCGGUCAAGGUGGCCGUCGUCACGACCGCGUUGUGCCCCGCCUGCUCGAACGUCCAUCAAAUGAUCUACAAAUUGCGCCUCCGAUUCGCGCCGGGCGCGCUCCCGCCAGAUGUCCAUCAAGGCACGAGCAAUGACGACAACGGCGAGGUGGAUGGGUUUUACGAAGCGUGCUUGUUCUGCGAUCCGUUGCUGCAGCAACUGUUUGCGAUUCGAUUGCCAUUGUCGUCGACAUCCCGGCUACCAGGAACGCCUGCCGCCGCCAUGCCAAGGCCGCAGAUUGACCAGUCGUAUGCACGGAUGACAGCUGGUCGUACAAGUGCCAACAACAACAACGAGUACAUGCAAUCGAUCACGAAUCCAGGAAAGAAGCGCACUCGAACACCAAAGCCAACGAACGGCGCGUCGGGAAGGAACGACGAUGACGGCCGGCGCAGCGAUGUCCCCAUGUGCCCAGGGCAUCAAGCUGCAUGUGCGACGCGGGAAGUACGAAAAGACAACGAGAACAAAGGCCGCAAGUUCUACUGCUGCAGCUACCCCCAAGGCGAGCAGUGUGAGUUCUUCCUCUGGGUGGAUGCCGCCGACACAUACACGGCACCGGCGUCGUCGUCGUCCUCCUCCUCCGGCGCAGCAUCUCGCUCGAAGAAGAAACCCAAAGCAGGUGCUGCAUCGAACCAAGUGACAUGCACAUGUGGCGCUCCCGCCUUGGAACUGACCUCCCGCACCGCCAACAACAACGGCCGCGUCUUUUACAAAUGUGCCAAGCAGGCCGACAAUUGCAACUUUUUCGAAUGGGCUGACCCGUGAGAAUUAUAACAGUGUUAUACACAUGUUAUACCAAUAUCUGAGUGCUAUAACAAUGCUCAAUAUGUCAAAG
Aphanomyces astaci is the source of this 3256-nucleotide messenger RNA. RefSeq lists its product as hypothetical. The record is from RefSeq and is a predicted model, not a curated record. Bases 1 to 3186 code for a protein of 1061 amino acids. Gene Ontology annotation, biological process: DNA topological change. NCBI's taxonomy places the organism in Eukaryota, Oomycota, Saprolegniomycetes, Saprolegniales, Verrucalvaceae. The transcript is spliced from 9 exons. Gene Ontology annotation, molecular function: DNA topoisomerase type I (single strand cut, ATP-independent) activity; zinc ion binding; DNA binding. Gene Ontology annotation, cellular component: nucleus.